Molecule: messenger RNA, 2334 nt
Organism: Ostrea edulis (European flat oyster)
Lineage: Eukaryota; Metazoa; Mollusca; Bivalvia; Ostreida; Ostreidae
Product: gamma-aminobutyric acid type B receptor subunit 1-like
Exons: 17
Coding region: 13-2292 (759 amino acids)
Biological process (GO): gamma-aminobutyric acid signaling pathway; G protein-coupled receptor signaling pathway
Cellular component (GO): membrane; G protein-coupled receptor heterodimeric complex
Molecular function (GO): G protein-coupled GABA receptor activity
Source: RefSeq, a predicted model, not a curated record
AUUUUGGUACCGAUGACAGGGAGUUGGGCGGGAGGCAAGGCAUGCAAGCCAGCUCUAGAGAUGGCCCUUGAAAGUGUUAACAGUGACCCCAGAAUUCUGCCAGAAUACCAUCUCAAUAUGGAGGUCAAAGAUAGUCAGUGCAAGCCUGGAGUUGGUACUAGUUUGUUUUAUGACUAUCUGUAUACUGAGCCUCCAAAGUUGAUGGUGCUAUCAGGAUGUAGUGCAGUGUCCACUUUCAUAUCACAGGCUGCCAAACUGUGGAACAUAAUAGUUUUAGGUUAUGGAUCCAGUUCUCCGUCACUUUCCGACCGACAACGAUUUCCCACUUUCUUUAGGACACAUCCGUCAGCAAAUCUUCACAAUCCAACAAGGAUAAGAUUGUUUCAGAAGUUUGGUUGGACCAAAAUAGCUACAAUCCGACAAAAAGAGGAGGUGUUUACGUCUACGGAGGAAGAUUUGGAAAAACGAAUCAAAGCAGCUGGUAUGGAAGUUGUGACGAGACAAGAAUUUCUAUCUAACCCAUCCAAAGCAGUGACUAUUCUAAAGCAACAGGAUGCAAGGAUUAUUGUUGGGAUGUUUUACGAAAACAUGGCAAGAAAAGUUUUCUGUGAGGCAUACAAAAACGAACUUUACGGCAAACGGUAUGUAUGGUUCCUGGUGGGUUGGUAUCCUGACAACUGGUAUGAAAAAUCUGAACCGGAAGUGAGUUGCAGUUCGGAACAACUAAAGUUGGCGCUGGAAGGACAUUUUACUACUGAAGCAGUAAUACUUCAUCAAGAGAAACUCGUCAAAACUAUUUCCGGAAUGACAUCAGCUGAAUUUCAAAUGGAACUUAAUAAAAGAUUGAAAAACAAGACUGAUGUCACUGGCUAUCCUGAGGCUCCACUGGCGUUUGAUGCCAUCUGGGCUGUGGCUUUAGCCUUCAAUAAGACCGAGGAAAGGCUGAAAACUGUUCGGUCUAGUCUUCAGAAUUUCCAGUAUGGUAGGGAAGACUUGUCAGAAGAGAUUUAUUCCGCCAUGAAUAGAACUCACUUCCUUGGUGUAUCGGGCAAUGUUGCCUUUUCAUCCGAGGGAGACCGCAUUACAUGGACAAUGGUGGAACAGAUGACGAAUGGGACAUAUCGUACCGUUGGGUAUUAUCACCAGAUGUCGGACAAUCUAUCAUGGCUUGGUGAGGAAAGAUGGACAGGGGGACAUCCUCCUCCAGACCACACACGUGUUGUGAUAUCACCUCGGGUUAUUCCUCCAAACGUAUUUCUGAUCUUCAGCAUUGUUUCAGCAGUUGGAUCUUUGUUUGGAAUCUACUGUUGUUUAUUUACCUAUCUAAACAAACAUCGAAUGUGCAUAGCGGGUUCUCAGCCAGCGAUGAACAUUCUGGUGAUUGUGGGCUGUUUUCUGUCUUUGUUGGCUGUUCCUCUGUUUGGAUUGGACCAGAAUUACAUCUCUCUUGAAACCUUUUCUGCCUUGUGUCCACUGAGAGCUUGGUGUCUUUCGGUCGGAUUUUCAUUCGGUUACGGAGGCAUGUUUGCGAAAAUAUGGAUGGUACACCGUAUAAAUACAAAUGCAAAAGCUUCCGGAAAGAGAAUCAACCCUUCAGAGUUGUAUACAGUAUUCGUGGCUGUUCAGAUUGUAAAUAUAGGUAUUCUGACAACUUGGCAAAUCAGAGACCCCUUGUUUCGACAGUUGCGUACCUUUGAUCUCGAGGAUCCCGCCAAUAACGAGGAGGACACGAAACUCCGCCCACAGCUGGAACUUUGUGUUGCGAAACACAUGGCAAUUUGGAUAGGUAUUACCCUUUGUUUCAAUGGGAUUCUUCUGCUGUUUGGUAUAUUUCUAACCUUCGAAACACGAAAAGUUAAACUGAAAAAUUACAACGACUCUCGAUUCGUGGGAAUGGCAAUCUAUAAUAUCACGGUGUUUGGUUCCAUUACGGCACCCCUAUGUCUCAUUAUCAGUAAGCAGCACGUGGCAAAGUUUGUCUUCAUGACAGGUUGCAUCCUUCUCUCCUGCUUUCUGUCAAUGGGUCUUCUGUUUCUUCCAAAGAUGUUACAUGUAUUGCGGAAUCCAGAAUCUGUCCGAGGUGAGAGAUUCGGAACUCCAGAGGGAGAGGGUGAUAUCGUCCAUCAGAGACUUAUACGUGAGAAUGAAGUUUUGAAAAGACGCAUACAGAUGAUGGAGGACAGAUUGGCAGUGUUGAAUAAACAACUGAUAAGUAAAUCUUAUAAAAGAGUGUAUUUAUCAGCUGGCCAUCAGGAGUGUGGUGCACAUGAUAAAAGCAGUCAACUGACAUAAUUCGGCUUGUAUAAUGAAUACAUGUAAAAUAAACAAAUUGAC